AUGUAUGCUGUCACGAUAAAGGAGAAAAGACUGAUUCAAACCAUGCCAACUACAGAACUCGAGUAUAUCGACGGAGGGUAUAAAAAUUGGUUUAAAGUUUGUAAUUUACAACCCGGUCCUGGAUCUAUUUACAAAUUUCGAUUAGGUAUUUAUGAUGGUGAAUUGAACAACCUCUAUGAAGAUUUAGAAACAGUACGGUGGAGUCCAGUUUUUAAAGUCUGCACCGAAAAUCACCCGUUCACCGUUGCACAAUUGAAUAAAGCAAUUGAAAAAGAUAAUGUUCAAUUACUUAAAGAAAUUAUUAAGACAAGACCUUCUAUCUUGGAAACUGAAGAUUCAAGCACUCUUUCACCAAUAGUUAAAGCUGUAACAUGUAACAAUCUGCCAAUUGUAAUACAUUUAUUUAAUAGUGGUUUUGUAGAUAUUGAUAGUCCCAAUAUUUUAACGGGUCGAACCACCUUAAUGGUAGCCGUUACAAAUCAAUUUAUGAAAAUUAUCAAAUAUUUAGUUGAAAAUCAUGCUGAUAUCAAUCGACAAGAUAUUAAUGGAUGUACUCCUAUACAUUAUGCAAUUGAUAUGAAUAAUUUGCUAUGUGUCAAUUAUUUAUUGGAUAAAGGAGUUAAUUUAACAAUUUCAGAUGGUUGUGGAUAUAUUCCAUUAAUGCGUGCUGUAAUUAUGGAUGCCGAUUAUAAGAUUGUUGAAAGCAUCUAUAAAAAAUGGAAAAACGCUGUAAAAAUUAAGGAUAAUAAAGGUUUAAGUUGUAUUGACCAUUCCAAGUCAAAUAAUCGAAAUGAGUUACUUCAAUUAUUUGGCGAGAAAGGCUGA
This is a messenger RNA of Chrysoperla carnea, 825 nucleotides long. It is a transcript of the gene flip, whose product is annotated as fibronectin type 3 and ankyrin repeat domains 1 protein. Gene Ontology annotation, molecular function: protein binding. NCBI's taxonomy places the organism in Eukaryota, Metazoa, Arthropoda, Insecta, Neuroptera, Chrysopidae. The transcript has 4 exons. The coding region runs from base 1 to 825 and encodes 274 amino acids. The record is from RefSeq and is a predicted model, not a curated record.